AUGCCCACCGACCAGGAACUCAAGUGGAAGAUCCCCGAGAAGCGCGACUUCCUCGGCGGCGACCUGGUGGCCCAGAGCCUGGCCCAGCUGGGUGUCGAGGUCUCGUUCGGCCUGCACGGCGGCCACCUCGACGCCUUUCUGAUCGGCUGUCGUCUGGCCGGGAUCAGGCUCAUCGACAGUCGCCACGAGACCACCGCCGUCCAGGCCGCCGAGGGAUAUGCCAAACUCUCGGGCAAGGUGGGAUGCUGCUUUGUGACGGCGAACAGCGGCUUCUGUAAUUCGAUCCCCGGCCUCGCCACCGCCUUCGCCGACCGCUCGCCCAUCUUCAUGGUCACGUCAUCACCGCCGCUCCGCGAGGCCGAGACGAACAGUCUCCAAGGCUUCCACGACCAGGUGGUGCUGGCCAAGCCCGUCACCAAGUUCGCCCACCGCGUCACCACCGUCGAGGAGAUCCCGCGCAUCGUCAGCUACGCGUUCAAGACGGCCAUGUCCGGCCAACCAGGCCCCGUCGUGCUCGACUUCCCCAUCGACAUCCUCUUCCCCCCGCCGCGGAUGAACGCCCUGAGCUUUGGCUCCGUCAUGCGGCCCACGGCCGUGUCCCCGGGCCCCGACCCGGCCGCCGUCGACGAGCUGAUCGCCCUCUGGAAGGGCGCCAGCCGGCCGGCCAUCGUCGUCGGCACCGGCGCCGCGCGCACCACGAACCGCGACUCCCCCAAGACCAGCCCCCUGCUCCAGCUCGCCGAGGCCACCCACACGCCCGUCUUCUACUCGCAGAAGUACACCCCGGCCCUCCCCUUCGACCACCCGCUGCGGGCUGGCAGCUCCGGCGUGCUGGCCAAGGUGCGCUUCGUCAAGCACCAGCAGGCCGACUUUGUGCUGCUGCUGGGCGCGCGGACGGGGUUCUUGCUGGGGGGCCGCUCCGGUGCCAUCGUCCCCAACUCCGACUGCAAGCUGGUGCAGGUCGACCUGGACGGCGGCGAGAUCGGCAGGUCGCACGCCGUGGACCUCGGCAUCGUGUCAGACGCGAACAAGCUCAUCAGCGCGGUGCUGGACAAGCUCCAGACACCCCAAAAUGACCUCGGUCAGAACAAGCACGAGGCUUGGCUCCAGGCCAUCCACGAGACCAAGGCCAUGCCGACACAGUACACGGGCGACGCGGUCGUGCGGCCCGACGGCCGCCUCCACCCGUACUUCGCAAUGCAGACGGUGAUGGAGUCGCUGCCGCCGGACGCGAUCGUGAUCAUGGACGGAGGCGAGGCCGGCGUGUGGGCGAUGGAGCACCUCGAGCGGGCGCGGCCGGCCACGGCCAUGGUGGCGACGGGCUACCUGGGCUUCCUGGGCAACGGCUGGGGAUACUCGCUGGGGGCGGCGCUGGCGUGCCCGGACCGGCUGGUGGUCAACCUGCACGGCGACGGCAGCGCCGGGUUCCACAUCCAGGAGCUGGACACGUACGCGCGGCACGACCUGCACGUGCUCACCGUCGUCUUCAACAACUACUUCUGGGGCAUGUCGGUGGCCGGCCAGGACCUGCUGUACGCGGACCAGGACCCCACGCGCGCCGUGUCCAGCCUGUCGCCCAGCUGCCGCUACGACCUAGUGGCGCAGGGGUUCAACUGCGGCGGGGCCAUUGCGCAGGCGUCGCUGGACGAGAUCCGCCACGGCAUCGGGUCCCUCCUGGCGGCGACGGCGGACAAGAAGCGGCCCGCCCUCCUCAACUGCAUCGUCUCCCGCGACCCCGUCACCGAGGUCACCAAGAGCAUGGUCGGCAAGACCGACGACAAGAACUGGAUCGUCGUCCCGUACUACGACAACGUGCCGCGGCCGUUCUAUCACGAGCAGGGGGCGGCAAAGAACGGUGUGGCGAACGGGCAUUGA
Messenger RNA from Fonsecaea erecta, 1875 nucleotides. RefSeq lists its product as hypothetical. Gene Ontology annotation, molecular function: acetolactate synthase activity; thiamine pyrophosphate binding; flavin adenine dinucleotide binding. The coding region runs from base 1 to 1875 and encodes 624 amino acids. Gene Ontology annotation, biological process: L-valine biosynthetic process. Gene Ontology annotation, cellular component: mitochondrion; acetolactate synthase complex. The record is from RefSeq and is a predicted model, not a curated record. The transcript is spliced from 2 exons. Lineage: Eukaryota; Fungi; Ascomycota; Eurotiomycetes; Chaetothyriales; Herpotrichiellaceae.